CCCAAUGUUUUUAAGACGAUAUUCGUUUCUUCACCUGUACAUAAUAAGUUUGUAAAAUUCUUGAUGUUGUGGAAGUGAAAUAGUGGGUUGUGUUUAAUUAUAACUAAAUUCAAUAUUACUAUCAUAUCACUUUUUGUCCACGGCAGAAAAUUAACUAGUUUGUGUAACAUUCAUUAAGUAAGCCAAGUGUUAAAAAUUUAAUUUACUUCUCUUUUCUACUGUAACUAUUUCUUACUCCAUGGACGAAUUAACCCCUUUCCAUCCUAAAAUUAUGAGUAAAACAAGGACUGCAGGCGAUGGCAUGGAAUCAGAUGCAACUACCUCCGAGGCUGUGCCAAAAGUUCCUGGGAAGCCCACUAUUAGAACCGGAAGCAAAGAGACCCUUCUCCCAGGCCGGCUCAUCCAGGUUUACCCCACCAGUGUGGUUAGAGCUGAAAAGAAAAGGCCACAACUUCAUUCUAAAAGCCCUAAAUUUGUUCCUUAUGAGCCUUACCCAGCGGCUGUGAAGCCUAUAGUGCCUCAAACUGUUUCUAAAUCUAAGAAAUCUAAAAACAACAUGGACAUCAAUGUACUUAUAUCCCAGAUGUCACAAAUGGACACAAAAUUGAAUGAGUUUAAGCCGAGACCCAAGUUGACAUCCUCUAGUUCACUAGAUCCUGCAGUGGUGGAUACUGACAAACAUAACCCUGAGAAAGCUGAAAUGCAGGCUACUAUUGACAAACUUUUGCAUGAAAAUGAUUGUUUGAAGGAGCAGCUGAAACAGCAAGUUCAGGUUAACAAAGAAUUAAAAACAAUGCUUGUGGCAUCCAUGGGUGAAGACUUGGAGAUCCAGGUGCAAUCCCUCAAUGAAGAUAAGAAGCAUUUGGCCAAUGCCUUGCUGAACUCUGCUCAGCACUUGUCAACCCAUCAAGAGCAAACAGAAUGGUUAGCAGGGCAAUGUGAAGUUUGGAGAAGCAAAUUCCUUGCUAGCAGUCUUAUGGUAGAAGAGCUAGCGAACUGGAAGAAAGUCCUCAACGAAAAAACCGUAAAUUUACAACAAGCGAUAAAGCAACUGCUAGAUGAGAGGUGCAGAACCAGAGACAUGAUGUUAUGCACCUAUAAAAACCUCUACAGCCUCCACGAGAAGUGGCUAGAAAACAUCGCCAUUUCAGAAUAUGUUGGCAAUAAUAAAGUAUAUAACCAACCAAUUGGUAACCUCAAUUUAAACACUACAAUACCACACUCUUCAAAUAUAAUCGAUUUGGCGCUGGUGAAUUUAAAAUUAUCGGAGAAUGUUAGCGGUUCCAAUGAGAAGCCCGAUAUCAGCUAUCUUGAUAAUUUACCGGCCGAGACGGAUGGCGAGAAACAUGCUGAGAAUAUAAUGGCGAUGCCCCUAGAAGUGAAGAAGGUGAGUGAAGAGCCUGUGAACGCGCUGGUGCACCACGCUUACACCAGCAGCAAUAGCACUCCAAGACCUAUAGCCUCGUGCGUGCACUGCAACGGCAAAGUCCAGUUACUCUAAGCUUGAGUAGAGAAAACAUCGCUAGAGGUUCGAAAAUCCAGUUUGUAGCCUUGCUAGUUAUACUUACCUACUAUCUGUACCAAGGGCGGAUCCACGCACGGUCACGUGGUAAGACCCAGGCCCCAGGGGGGGGUCACGUGGUCUAUUUGUAUGGCCAACCUAGGCUCCAGGGGCGAGAUCAUGAGCUCCAUGACUUCCCACACUCCCUGGAUCCGCGCAUGAUCUGUACAGUCACCGGCAAUAAUAUGAAGUCUGCAAAAAUAUCUGUCACAAACUUAUUUUUAGAGCCAUAACAGCGUGUUAGAUAUUUACUCAGCCUU
Leguminivora glycinivorella is the source of this 1821-nucleotide messenger RNA. RefSeq names its product golgin-45. NCBI's taxonomy places the organism in Eukaryota, Metazoa, Arthropoda, Insecta, Lepidoptera, Tortricidae. The transcript is spliced from 6 exons. The coding region runs from base 239 to 1501 and encodes 420 amino acids. Gene Ontology annotation, cellular component: Golgi membrane. The record is from RefSeq and is a predicted model, not a curated record. Gene Ontology annotation, biological process: Golgi to plasma membrane protein transport; Golgi organization.